This is a messenger RNA of Haemorhous mexicanus (house finch), 1764 nucleotides long. RefSeq names its product protein PET100 homolog, mitochondrial. The coding region runs from base 58 to 264 and encodes 68 amino acids. Gene Ontology annotation, cellular component: mitochondrion; mitochondrial inner membrane. The record is from RefSeq and is a predicted model, not a curated record. Gene Ontology annotation, biological process: mitochondrial respiratory chain complex IV assembly. Lineage: Eukaryota; Metazoa; Chordata; Aves; Passeriformes; Fringillidae. The transcript is spliced from 4 exons.
GCUUUAACGGUGUUGCGGGGUUGGCGGAGCCGGAAGCGCGGGGGGCCUGGAGGAGCCAUGGGGGUGAAGUUGGAGAUCCUGAGGAUGUGUCUGUACCUGUCCUUCCCCGUGGCCGUGUUCUGGGUCUCCAACCAGGCCGAGCUCUUCCAGCGUCACGUGAUCGACCGCAAGAGGGAGAUUUUCCCGCCGGACACUCCGGAACGGCGCCAGGCCAUGGCUGAGCUGAAGCAGCGGCUGCGGGAGAGGAAGGGGACCCAGGCGUGAGGGGACAGCGGGGACACCGUGGGACACACGGCCACCCAGGGGACACAGCCACCAAGGGACACCGGCGUGAGGGGACAGCGGGGACACGGCCACCGUGGGACACAGCAGGGACAGCAGGGACACACAGCCACCUGUGGGACACGGUGGUGACAGCGGGGACACGGUGACAGCAGGGACACAGCAGUGACAGAGGGGACACGGUGGGGACACACAGCCACCCGUGGAACAUGGCAGGGUCACAGCACUGGCAGAGGGGACACGGUGGUGACAGAGGGGACACUCCACUGGCUCAAUGUGGCCACGCUGUGACAGUGGCACCGUGGCCCUGGUGGUGACACGGGGCACAUCUGGCACUGCCCUGUCACCGUGGGCACGCCAGGACACCAGUGCCACCCCCGCGCUGGUGACAGAGGGGACAGUGACAGCCCCCAAUGGCAUCGCUGUGACAGCGCUGGUGACAGAGGGGACACCUGGCAGCGUCCUGGUGCCAUCGCUCUGUGGCAUUGGUGACCAAGGGGACACGUGGCAGCCCUGUGUCACUGUGGGCACGACCUGGUCUGUCACCAUGGCUGUGUUGGUGACAGAGGGGACAGUGACAGCAGCUGAUGGCAUCGCUGUGACGUUGUUGGUGACAGGGGACAGUGACAGCAGCCAGUGUUCCUGUGGUGUUGGUGACAGAAGGGACAGCGGUGAGUGUCACACACUGUGACCGUGUUGGUGACAGGGGACAGUGGCAGCACCCGAUGGCAUCACUGUGACCAUGCUGGUGACACAGGGGACAACAGCCGGUGUCACUCGCUGUGACUGUUGGUGACAAAGGGGACGUGUGAUGACAGCUGAUGGCAUCGAUGGCAUCACUGUGACAGCGUUGGUGACAGAGGGGACAGUGACAGCAGCCGGUGUCACUCGCUGUGACAGCAUUGGUGACAGAGGGGACAGUGACAGCAGCCGGUGUCACUCGCUGUGACAGCGUUGGUGACAGAGGGGACAGUGACAGCAGCCGGUGUCACACGCUGUGACAGCAUUGGUGACAGAGGGGACAGUGACAGCAGCCGGUGUCGCGCUGUGACGACGUUGCCGACAGGAGGGACAAUGACAAUGACUGAUGUCACUUGCUGUGGCCGUGUCACUGACAGUGGCAGCACUCGCUGUCACUCGCUGUCACCGCUGAGGCCACCCGUGGCCAGGGCUGUGCCCGUGGCGGUGGCACAGGGGACAUGUGCCCUCGCCUGAUGCCACCAUGGCCACGUGGCCCCCCCCCGUGUCCUGUGCUGCUGGGGACACGUGUGACGCGUGUGUGACGCGUGUGUGACGCCUCAGGGACAUGUUUUGGGACACGUGCCACCCCUGGCUGUCCCCACCCCAAUAAACGGCGCUGGCACUGCCCGCAGGGUGUCCCCAGGGUGUCCCCAGGGUGGCACUGCCAUCUCUUAGUGCCACCUGUGCCCCUUGGUGUCCCCUGGUGCCACCCCCACGGGCGUCCUGUGUCACUUAAUGUCA